AUGGCUUCAAAAGAAAGCAUAAACCAAUAUUUUGAUAAAAUACCUGGAAGCAAUAAGUAUCACUGUCGGCUUUGCAAGGGACGAGGUAUGACAGAUACCGUUAAGCAUGCAAUGGGGAAACUUCAUAGAUCCAAAGUAGCAGCUGCGCAAAAAGCUCAAGAACAAAAGAAUAUUCAGGUAGCUGGUCUGACUGCUGAUGAUCGUAGGAUGGUGGGAGACAAUGUGGGAUGGAAUCAGCUUGAGGAAGAAAUUCACAUGCCCGAUGCAGGACCAGUAAUGGAGAUUGAUGAGGAUAAUGAAUUUGAUAUGGAAGCUUGGCUUAAGAAUUUACGAGAUCAGGCUGCAAGUCCAAUCAAAAACGAAUCAGAGGAAGAGGACGUCAGACCAUUCAACUGGCAACAUUUUCUUCAACACCCAGAUGAUGAAGACCAGGACAGCAUUAACAGUGAAGACAAAGACGACAAAGUAGAGGAUAUACCUCUGGCUUUGGAAAACAAUGAUGAUACUGAAGCGAACAAAUGGUAUCCUUUUUCAAAGAUGGAGGUAAUGAACUCAAUUCAUCUUGAUUGGAGCGCUUUUGAUAAGAAUACUAAACAACCAACCAUGAAUCAUUUUCUACCUUAG
Melampsora larici-populina 98AG31 is the source of this 624-nucleotide messenger RNA. RefSeq lists its product as uncharacterized. NCBI's taxonomy places the organism in Eukaryota, Fungi, Basidiomycota, Pucciniomycetes, Pucciniales, Melampsoraceae. Bases 1 to 624 code for a protein of 207 amino acids. The transcript is spliced from 2 exons. The record is from RefSeq and is a predicted model, not a curated record.